Messenger RNA from Andrographis paniculata, 1871 nucleotides. RefSeq names its product phospholipase A1-Igamma1, chloroplastic. Gene Ontology annotation, biological process: lipid metabolic process. The coding region runs from base 52 to 1569 and encodes 505 amino acids. The record is from RefSeq and is a predicted model, not a curated record. NCBI's taxonomy places the organism in Eukaryota, Viridiplantae, Streptophyta, Magnoliopsida, Lamiales, Acanthaceae. The transcript has a single exon. Gene Ontology annotation, molecular function: glycerophospholipase activity.
GUAUAUAAAAGGACUGUUGUGCUCACAUUUCAGACACCAGAAAUUCUGACAAUGGCAACCACAAGCCCAAUCCAUCUCCAGCUCAAUCUCACCACAGCUCGAGCCAGACACCGUCAGCCGGGGAGCGGCGUCGGAGCUUUCCGGAAAGAUGUGGCAAUCGCACCCUAUAACAAGGCAAUCAAAAUCGCAGAAUCCUUAUCGAACAUGCUCAAUCUUCACAUUGAAACUGCGAUGCAGAGGAAUCUAGCACGUUCCGAGAUGAAUGUUUCGAGCAUUGAGGGGAAGAACAAUACUCCGUCAAUGUCUCCCAAGGAAGACGUCUCCGGCGAGUGGCGGGAGUUCCAUGGCUGCCGGGAUUGGCAUGGCCUCCUUGAUCCUCUGCACCCCUGCCUGCGCAGGGAGAUUGUUAAAUAUGGCGAGUUCGCACAGGCGACGUAUGAUGCAUUUGAUUUCGAUUCAUUCUCCGAAUACUGCGGCAGCUGCAGAUUCAAUCGGAGUAAGCUUUUCCAGAAAUUAGAGCUCAACCACAGCGGUUACAAUGUCACGAAAUAUGUGUACGCAAUGUCGCAUAUUGAUCUGCCUCAGUGGCUGGAGAAAUCGAGAUUCGUAGAUACCUGGAGUAAGGACUCUAAUUGGAUGGGGUUUGUAGCAGUGAGCGACGAUCGGGAAUCGCGGAGGAUCGGACGGCGGGACAUUGUCGUGGCAUGGCGGGGCACGGUGGCGCCGUCGGAGUGGUAUGACAAUAUGCAGCGGAAAUUGGAGCCGAUUGGGGAAGGAGAGUCCAAAGUCGAACAUGGAUUCCUCAGCCUCUACGCUUCAAAGAAUGGUACCACGAGGUACAACAAAUCAAGCGCAUCGGAGCAAGUGAUGAGAGAAAUUAAGCGAUUAAUCGAUUACUACCAUGGAAUAGGCGAAGAGGUCAGCCUCACCAUCACCGGUCACAGCCUCGGCGGCGCGUUGGCGCUAUUGAAUGCCUACGAAGCCGCGAGGAACUUCCCCGAACUUCCGAUCAGCGUCAUCUCCUUCGCAGCUCCGCGCGUGGGGAACAUCGCCUUCCGCGACGAGCUCUACCAAUUGGGGGUAAAAACCCUAAGAAUCACAAUCAAGCAGGAUAUUGUGCCACGAAUGCCCGGAAUUGUUCUCAACGAGAGCCUGCAGAGAUUCGACGACAUCACGGGGCCAUUGGAGUGGAUUUACACUCACGUCGGAGUUGAAUUGAAGCUCGACGUCAGCUCAUCGCCGUAUCUGAAGAAAGGAUUAAAUCUGGUAGGAUUUCACAUGCUCGAAACGUACCUCCACCUGGUCGACGGAUUCCACAGCAGCGAUUCUGGAUUCCGGACGGAUGCUCGGAGGGACGUAGCGCUGGUGAACAAGGCUUGUGAUAUGCUCGUGGAUGAACUGAGAAUCCCUCACAGUUGGUACCAAAUGGCGAAUAAAGGACUGGAAAGGAACCGCCAUGGAAGGUGGGUAAAGCCGACGAGGGAUCCCGAGGACAUACCUUCGGCGGCGGUGGAAUCGCCGAUCGAAGGGGAGGAGUGUUACGUGUUCGAUUCUUUAUUUGAAAAUUGAAUGAUUAAUACCCCUCCGGGUUUUUUUAUUAUUUUUUAUUUUUUAUUUUUUAUUUUUUAUUUUUUAUUUUAUGUAGAAUAAUUUAGAAAUUAAGAUAUGUGAUGAAAAUAUAUAUAUAUUUUAUUUUAUUUAUUUGAAAGAUGUGAAGGAUAAAAUGUGGAGUAGAGAUUAAGGAGCGUAUUUGGCAAUUAGUUGAUAGAUGUUAAGCUGCUAGCUGAUUCAAUUAACUAUUUGUAUUAAAAUAUUUGGUAAAAUAAUUGUUUGAUAUUAGCUGAUUAUACGUAAAAUGACAAUUGAGGAUA